Danio aesculapii is the source of this 4799-nucleotide messenger RNA. It is a transcript of the gene fbxw7, whose product is annotated as F-box and WD repeat domain containing 7. The coding region runs from base 525 to 2801 and encodes 758 amino acids. Gene Ontology annotation, biological process: ubiquitin recycling; proteasome-mediated ubiquitin-dependent protein catabolic process. Lineage: Eukaryota; Metazoa; Chordata; Actinopteri; Cypriniformes; Danionidae. Gene Ontology annotation, molecular function: ubiquitin binding. The record is from RefSeq and is a predicted model, not a curated record. Gene Ontology annotation, cellular component: nucleus; cytoplasm. The transcript is spliced from 13 exons.
GUCGGGAAUCGGUUGGAUAAAGGCGAUCGCGCUUUAACGGAGCAGCAUCGGAGUCGCGUGCCGCAUCCCUAGCGUUCUCAGAUCGGUCACAUAUCAUUCCAGGGGGAUUUGAGUUUUUGCAGAAGAUAAAGAAGUCAUUUCAGCUCUCCCUGAUGCAGGGCUCCGAAGGGUGCUACUGACGCUCCUACUUUAUUUUGGCGGAUGAAAAUGUUUGGUUUGUGCUUGUAAAACUUCAGCUCGUUUUCAGAGGAUCGUUUCAUCUUUCGUUCGGGCAAACCGGAGAGGAGUAGAGGGGAGACCGGUUUACCCAAACCGGAUUCUGGAUUGGAUAUCUGGGGAAACUAACCGUUCGUUUGCACAUAGGAGCUUUCCCUCUUCGCCUUUCCACCAGUUUUCAGGAGAUCAGAGGUGGAGAACAACACUUAAAGGAGUCUCAGCUGCCAGACAAGUGAAUCAAUGCCAAGUCCUUGUCCUCUUCAGACAGCCUAGCGAAGGUGCAGGAGGUAGCAAGCUGGCUUUUGGAAAUGAACCAGGAUCUGCUGUCGGGGGGCAGCGGCAGCAGGGCGGCCCAGCAGCAGAGACCGAGACCCGGAACAGCGGGGGCAGGUAACAGCAUCUCAGGCCGCACACCUCAGCCCCAGCCAGAGCACCCGGACCAGGUGCUGGAGGAGCCGGAGCAGGAGGAGGCGCAGCAGCAGAGAAGAGAACCAGCUGAGGAAGAGGGAGGACCGGAGCGGCAGCGGGACGGUGACGAGCAGCCAUGGCCUUCCGGAGGCGAGCCGGUGGAGGACGGAGAAGGGCGGAGGAGCGAGGUGAACGGAGACGAAAAAGGCGCCCAGUGGCUUUGGGAGCAGGAGCAGCGCAGGAGGAGAAGACCGCAUCGCGAGGAUGAAGAAGAGAAUGAGGAGGAGGAGGAGAAUAAUAACAGUGGGAGGGAAGGACAGGUCGGGGCAGGACUUCGUUCGGAGGAAGAUGACGACCGGCCGGAGGAGGACAAUGAGGGUGAGGAGGAAAUGGACCAGGACAGCGAUGAGUUUGAACAUUCGGAGGAGAGCGAGAGAGAAGAGGAGGAGGAUGGUGAAGAGGAGGAAGGAGAGGAAGGCCUCCAUUCGCCCUCACUUAGGACCAGUGUUUCUGACCAUAACGAUAACACGGACCAGUCUUCUGGACGACCGCGCCAAAGUUUACGCUCACCGAAUAGGAUGAAGAGAAAGUUGGACCAUGGCCCAGAGGUUCGAUCUUUCACUACAGGAAAAAAGCCCUGUCCAAGUCCCACAGGACAGCAAUACCCAGCAACAUUUGGAGACCUGCGAGCGGUCAAUGGGCAGAUUCCGCAGAGACGACGGAUUACAUCCAUCCAGCCUCCCACAGGCCUCCAAGAGUGGCUCCGCACCUUUCAGAGCUGGAGUGGCCCAGAGAAGCUGCUUGCGCUGGAUGAGUUGAUCGACAGCUGUGAGCCCACGCAGGUCAAACACAUGAUGCAGGUGAUCGAACCGCAGUUUCAGAGAGAUUUCAUCUCACUGCUACCCCGAGAGUUGGCUUUGCACGUGUUGUCAUUUCUGGAGCCAAAGGAUCUGCUUCAGGCAGCUCAGACGUGUCGUUACUGGCGUAUUCUAGCAGAGGACAACCUGCUCUGGAAGGAAAAAUGCAAAGAAGAAGGUAUUGAUGAGCCCUUGCACAUAAAGAGAAGGAAGGUCAUCAAGCCGGGGUUCACACACAGUCCUUGGAAGAGUGCCUACAUCAGACAACACAGAAUAGACACCAACUGGAGGAGAGGAGACCUCAAGUCACCUAAGGUAGUGUUGAAAGGCCAUGACGACCAUGUCAUCACCUGCCUCCAGUUCUGUGGAAACCGCAUAGUGAGCGGCUCAGACGACAACACGCUCAAAGUGUGGUCUGCUGUUACUGGGAAGUGUUUGCGCACGUUAGUGGGCCACACCGGUGGGGUCUGGUCCUCUCAGAUGCGAGACAACAUCAUUAUCAGUGGAUCCACGGACCGAACGCUCAAGGUCUGGAAUGCAGAGACGGGAGAAUGUAUCCACACGCUGUACGGUCAUACCUCAACAGUACGCUGUAUGCACUUGCAUGAGAAAAGGGUGGUGAGUGGUUCUCGGGACGCCACGCUCCGGGUUUGGGACAUCGAGACGGGUCAGUGUUUGCACGUGCUCAUGGGUCACGUGGCAGCCGUUCGCUGCGUACAGUACGACGGCCGCCGGGUGGUCAGCGGAGCCUACGACUUCAUGGUCAAAGUGUGGGAUCCUGAAACCGAGACCUGCCUACACACACUCCAGGGUCACACCAACAGAGUCUACUCUCUACAGUUCGAUGGCAUCCACGUGGUGAGCGGUUCGUUGGACACAUCAAUUCGUGUGUGGGAUGUAGAGACGGGGAACUGUAUUCACACACUCACAGGUCAUCAGUCCCUCACCAGCGGCAUGGAGCUUAAAGAUAAUAUCCUAGUAUCUGGAAACGCAGACUCCACCGUCAAGAUCUGGGACAUCAAGACCGGCCAGUGCCUACAGACACUGCAAGGUCCCCACAAGCACCAGAGUGCAGUAACAUGCCUGCAGUUCAACAAGAAUUUUGUCAUCACCAGCUCGGAUGACGGUACGGUGAAGUUGUGGGACCUUCGGACGGGCGAGUUCAUCCGCAACCUGGUCACACUGGAGAGCGGAGGCAGCGGCGGUGUGGUCUGGCGCAUCCGUGCCUCUAAUACCAAACUGGUUUGUGCAGUGGGCAGCCGGAACGGCACGGAGGAAACCAAGCUUCUGGUGCUGGACUUUGACGUGGACAUGAAGUGAAGGGGUGAACUUACAGGGGACUUGUUUGGAAAAUGGGGAGGGAGGGGAAAGAGCAACCCGUCCCGGGUCAUUCUGCGCCAGGACUGAGCGCUCACUUCAUGGCAUCACCACCUCCCCGAUAAGUUGCCGCCAACAUCCCUUCCCCCCCCGCUGUGCCACGGUUCAUGACUGCCACCACAGUUCCGUUCACCUACCGAGGGGGUGGGGGCAGACGCUCAUGCACCACAGCAUUCUGGGAAGGAAACUGACAAGAAGGACCUGGGAAGACAGGAUUGUCCCUUUUCCUACCACUCAAGGCGACCUUGCACAGAGACUUGUUUGCUCAAGCCUGACUGAAAUUCGCACCCAUAAUGUACAAAUGUUAUUUUUUUGAUCAAAGCAGUCGACACUGUAUACAUGAGACCCUAACGCAUCAACACGGAGCGAUACAUAGUGUAUACACGUUCAGAUUUAAAGAGCAGAAAGAUUGAAGAGCUUUGUUGUACUGCGGGAGUGAUUGGAGAAAGAAAGACGAAGGAAGCCAAUUUUGUCGGUCCUCAUCAACCUCAGCACACGCCAAAUAUCCCUUUCUUCCUCACGCGUUGAUUUUUCUUUUUGUCUUUGCUUUGUUCCCCACCACUUGUCUUUUGAUUUUGUUUUUUUGCGUCAAUAGCUGUGAAUUAAAGUUUUGUGCUUUUUCAUGUUCAGCAUUUUUUAUUUUUAUUUUGUUCACUUCCUGCCUACUGUUUCAACAGCAGGCCUCAGUAUUAAGCUAAACCCACCCUGCUGUUUCACGUUUUUGGGGUUUUAUUUUGUAUUGUUUUUCCCUCUCUCUACUUCAUAAGCGGCGUCUCUCUGGUUUGGAGAUGACCUGCAUUCAUUGUUUUUCAACCAGUCUGGUCUUGCUAGUUCAUCAGUGCUGGUGCUCUGUGGGAAACGGGAAUGUUUUCCCAUAAGCUCCUGGGAACAUGUCCCCCUCCCACCCCCCUUUCCCCCCCAGUACUGUCCAUCCCAGUGGCCAAACUGGAUUUUAUGCUGCUACACACACACAAAAUUAAGGUGGAACUUUAACUGGCUGUGACGUUUUAGUCCCAGACGAAAUUCUAAACAAAAGUUACUUGUAGAGUUUGAACUUGUAAAAACGACACAAACAAACGUACCAACAAAAGCAAGAUAUUGACAUUACAGCUUCUCUUUUUUUUGCCACUGAAACUUGAGCCAAAUGUGCCUCUACGAGGCGUAGAGGAGGGAGAAUGUCUGUCAAAGAGACGGGUUUGUCUGCUGAGAUGAAACGACGGACAAGUAGAAACUAUUUUGCGCGUGUUUGCGAGCAUGACUGGAUGUGUGUGCGGGUGUGUGUUUGAGCAAAUCACACAUUCCUUGGGACAAAAGCUCUGUCAGCUGUGUGGAAAUGUAUGCUUCGGCGAAAAGAAUACCGUUCUUGUUUUUAAUUAGUUAUAAAAACGAGAUUGUUGAAACCGACGUUAAGUUACAGAAUAAAAGGUGGUCUUAGUGUACAGAAAUGGACAUCCGAUUACGUUUUAAGUGCUAGAGCUAACCUGGUUUUCUUGGUGACGCUCAUGGAUUUUGUUUUUUGUUCUUUUUUUUUUUUUCUUUUGUUGUUUUUUUUUUGUUUUGUUUUUUUUGAAUGGUAAAGCAGCUUCAUAGAUAAACAGGACGUAACCGCAUCCGUAGCCAAACGAUUCGUCUCAUCCUCCAAGUCACAACUCAAGCUGAACUGUGAAAGUGGUUUAACACUGUAUAUUAAAAGAAAAAACAAUCUUGUUCUUUUUCCUGUUCUUUUCUUUUUUCAUUUCUUCCUGUUUAAUUUAUGAUCUGGUUUGAGAAAUCAGAUGUUGGAGCUGUUUUAUUUUUUCAGUUUGUGUAAACUGCCUGGCAUAACAGACAGCUAAAAAAGAAACCUUAAAGGGAUUGUGUAUUUUGUUUGAUUCAUUUAGAAUUUUUAUUUUCUUAUAACUUAAGUGCAAUAAAAUGUGGGUUUUUCUUUGUUCAUUUCAA